Messenger RNA from Penicillium brasilianum, 2720 nucleotides. NCBI's taxonomy places the organism in Eukaryota, Fungi, Ascomycota, Eurotiomycetes, Eurotiales, Aspergillaceae. The record is from the annotation of a GenBank genome assembly.
GACGGAAUAUGACCGCCCCCCUUUCCCCCGAUCUGCGAAUAUGCGGGACCCAGUCAAAGACUUGAAGCGACCAGUGGAAGCACUUAUGCAACAGAAGCCGGGGGGUGGGACAUGAAUGGUCCUGGGAAGACUCCCAAGUGGGAAUGCCUUCGGGGCUGGUCGGAAAGUGUGGGCCCUAGCAAGUCUCGAGCGAAGUGACGUACACUCAAUGGCGAUCCGGGCGCAACCAGGAUACGGUAGAUGAAGUCUCCAUAGACAAACCUGUAUUCCGUUAGUCUUAUAUUCAUAGGUCAUUUGGAUUUGAAAGGAGAUCUCAGAAUCAAGCUCAAAUUAACCUUGUUCACACAAAGGACAAGGGAAAACGCGGGUUUCGUGAGUCCCGAGAAGACGGAAUAGAAGAAGUGUGGUCGGGGCACGCGAGGGCCUGUGACCGAAACCGUGACCCUCGGGAAGCUUUCUGCGCUUUUUUCACAUUCACUUUUCUCCUUUGCUUUCGCCUUCGCCUCCACUCCCCAAACCUCCUCCUUCCCCUCUCCCCUUUCAAUACUCAUUUUUGUUCCUUUCUCUUGCGCUCUGUUUACUGGACUUGGUUUACUUGCUUGCCCCUUUCUCAAUGCGCGGGCAUGGCGUUCAACUUCAACUGGUCGCCGUUGAUGGCGGACGCGGGCUUUUACACUCGCGCCCAAGAUCUGCUGACUGCCGCGCUCAAUAAAUCCCCCAAACCGCCCAUCAUCGUCGAUGAUAUUAUCGUGACCGAGCUCAACCUGGGCUCUAUGCCCCCGAACUUGGAGAUACUGGAAAUCGGUGACUUGGCCGAGGAUCGCUUUCGCGGCAUUUUUAAGAUGUCCUAUUCCGGCGACGCUUUCUUGACCCUCAAGACCCGCGUUCAAGCCAACCCACUCAAUACAUAUCUCCUCACAAGGCCUGCGUUUGCAUCGCCGAAGCCUCUAGCUGCUGCAACUCCACUCACCAUCCCUCUCCAAAUUACUCUCUCCGACUUUAAGCUCUCCGGCUUUGUGAUCCUCGUCUUCUCCAAACAAAAGGGUAUCACUGUGGUCUUCCGCAAUGAUCCCCUCGAAUCCCUCAAGGUCUCGUCGACGUUCGAUUCAAUCCCGUUCGUGCGCGACUUCCUACAGAAAGAAAUCGAAGCUCAGCUCCGCAUCUUGUUCAUGGAUGAGCUACCCGCCAUCAUUCACCGAUUGUCGCUUCGCUUAUGGGUUCCCGAAUAUCGCGCCGGAGAGGAUGUCAAGGCUCAGGACGACAAUACCGAGUCCACAAGUGAUGGCCCCGGCCAAGAUCCAUUGGCAAGCCCCCCGCAAGACCCGGUCGAUGCGAUGGGCAAUGUCUUGAAUGAAUCUGAGAUCGCAUCCCUCUCCCUGGACUCCUCCGUCGAGACCCAUUCGCUGUUCUCGCAGAAGAACCUCCUCCGUCUCGCCGCCCUGACUGACUCCCAGCGAACGCUGUCUCUCUUCACCCCCUCCAUCCAAGAAGUCGUGUAUCGCGCAUGGACAUCGCCUGUCGACCCCAGCGAAGCCGCCGCCAGUAUCGUUUCCCCUCUCAGCCCGACGCUUUCCCGAACGCAUUCGCAAAUCGGCAGUAUGGCCUCUUCGAUUCACGAGACCGCUAGCGUCACCUCUUCGUACAGCCGCCCGUCUUUGGCAUCCGCGCACUCAUUCAGCAGCUAUGGGUUGAAUCUGGGAACCGGGCGCCAUUCCAAGGCUCACUCCCGCAGACGAAAGAAGCGUGUCGUGGACCUGCGUCGACCCAAGACGACCGAUGACGCCAUGAGCGUGAGCGACGACAGUGCCUUGACAGAAUCUUCGAGCCCUCCAUCCAUCUACUCUGCACCCUUACCGGCCCUGAACGAACAAUCCGACGACCCCGUAACUCCUCCUUUGUCCCCCGAUACCGACUCGCACCUCCCGAUGAUUCCGGAGCGAUAUCGGACUAGUCUUUCUCGACCGACCCUUCGGCGCACUACUUUGACUCGCGACCACAACGAUCCAUCCUACUCGAUUGAGACCAUUCGUCCUUCUAAAGUCGAGGAUGUGGAGGCAACCCCUCGUGCCACUGUCCUUGGAGGCUAUCAAAACGAAAAGGCCGAGGCGGGUCCCUCCUCGGGCACCGCCCGGCCAUCAUUGCCUGCUACCAUUCUUCCGUUCACCCAGGAAGGCAACUCAACCAAUGACUCUGUCGAUCCUUUUCUGGUCGAACGACUAGCUGGCGAGAUUGCUCGUCGCAUUCGUGAUGAGAAACUCAUGGCGAACAACGCCUGCAGCAACUUCUGGUCUCGUGCCCAGGACGAUGCUCCUCCCCCGGCCUAUGGCCACUAAAUUAGAUGCGCCACGCAUUGCCACGCUCCUUACCUUUUUUUUGGUUCCCUCUCUUCUCCUUCUCGAGCAAGACUUGACCUUCUAAUGACCGCUACGACUUUUAUUUGUUAAUCAGUUUUCUUUUCAUUUUCUUCUUCUUGCGUUGCUUGGGAGCGGGAUUGUACAAAAAUUUGGAUCUUGCGAAACUUUUGGCGUCGAUUCUCUUUUUUCUCCUUUUUUGAUGCUUUUUCGCGGGAUACCACCAGUACUUUUGUACAAUCGUUGGAUUCGGGAUACAGGUUGGGCUAUACAGGUAUUGGAAUGGAACAUGGGAACUUGCACUUCUAUCACAUCCACAGUAUCAUUCUUUCAAGUUACUUCGUAACGUUUGAGUAAUGACUGACAGCU